AUUUAUGUUUUAUUUUUUGUUGAAAUUGGAGCAGAGCAGUGGAUGUCGAUAAUAAAACCACCAUCCACCGUUCGUUUAUUCAACCGUAACGAUUACUACACAUGUCAUGGCGAAGAUGCCAAUAUUGCUGCUGGAUUUACCUCUGCUGCUAUCAAGAUCAUGGGCGAGCAGCCUAAAUUGAGUUAUGUGUGUCUCAACAAAACUCAGUUCGAAUUAUUUCUAAGGGAAUUACUUCUGGUGAGGCAAUAUCGCGUUGAAGUCUAUGUUAAAACAUCCCAAAAGAAUAAUGACUGGUAUUUGGAGUACAAGGGAUCUCCAGGGAAUUUGAGCCAGUUCGAAGAACUGUUAUUUGAAAAUUCCAACAUAGAGUUUUCGAAUUCUAUCAUGGGAUUAAGAUUAGUACAAAAUAAGAUUUUGGCUAUAAGUUGUAUAAAUAUCACCGAAGCAAAGUUUGAGGUUUGCGAAAUAAGCGACAACGAAUGCUUUUCCGAAUUGGAAGCUCUAAUCGCUCAAAUCGGGCCGAAAGAAUGCGUGUUACCCGCCGGCGAUUCCCCCGAACUAACGUCGUUAAAAAAUGUCUUAGAGCGUAACGGUAUUCUGAUUGCAAGAGUUAAGAGAUCUGAUUUCUCAGGUGAAGACAUAAUACAAGAUCUGAACAGAUUGCUUUAUUUUCGUGAAGACCAACAGAGGAACGCUAGUACUGUUACCGAAACCAAUAUGAAAGAAGCCAUGGGAUGUCUUCAAGCCGUAAUCAAAUUUUUAAAUUUAACUGGAGACGAAAAAAAUUUUAAUCAGUUUAAAUUGAACUCUCUUGACCCCCACAGAUUUGUAAGAUUGGACAACGCGGCAUUAUACGCAUUAAAUGUUUUACCUAAACCUGGUUCGCAAACUAUAGAGAGCUCAGUUGUCAACCCUAACGCGGCAAAAACUAACAGUUUGAAAGGGAUUUUAGAUAGCUGCGUGACAGUGCAAGGUCGAAGACUUUUAGAGCAAUGGAUAAAACAACCUUUGAAGGAUUAUAAUUUAAUUAACGACAGACUUGAUGCAGUCGAGGCUCUGGUUAAAGACGCUGGAAUAAGAAUGUCUUUAAUCAAGGAUUGUCUUCCUCGUUUAACCGAUUUAAUGUCUCUUUCUAGAAAAAUUUCUUGCAAAAAGGGAAAACUGCAGGACUGUUAUCGCGUGUACCAGACCAUAAGUAGUAUUCCAAUCAUGCUCCAAAUUUUGAAGGAUACUGAAAAUAAAUGUAUAAAAGCUAUGCUCAUUGAUCCUAUUAGUGACAUUAUAAUGGAUCUCCAAAAUUUUCAGAAUAUGAUAGAGCAGACUCUAGAUUUAGAAUUGGUAGAUAGAGGGGAAUUCUUGGUUAAAUGUUCUUUCGAUGAUGAUUUGAAUGAAUUGCACGUUAAGAAAGAGAAAAUUGGAGAGAAAAUGCAAAGAAUACUUCGAUAUGCUGCUGAGGAUCUGGGCUUUGAAGAAGGAAAAACAAUUAAAUUGGAGUGCAACGACCAACAUGGUUAUUUCUUUAGGGUAACUCUGAAAGAAGAGCACGCUCUUAGAAAGAGUAAAAACUAUAAGAUUAUCGGUGCCAUUAAGGGUGGUGUGCGAUUUACUAACGACAAAUUAGCAGAACUAAAUAAAGAUUAUCAGACUAUAAACGAAGAAUAUAUGGAGAGGCAGAAGACCGUUGUUGCGGAAAUAUUCGAGGUGGCUGCUGGAUAUGCUGAUUCGCUUAGAAAUCUAAACGUCUUGCUCGCCACUUUAGACGUUCUUGUUUCCUUCGCCACCGCUGCCGUGUCUGCCCGCAUUCCGUAUACUCGGCCUAAGCUUCUAAAAGAAAAUUCGGGCGUACUGAACCUGAAGAAAGUCCGUCAUCCUUGCUUGGAAGCACAGGACCACGUCUCUUUUAUUCCCAACAACGCCGCAUUCGACCAGAAUGAGAAAAUCUUGCAUAUUAUCACCGGGCCAAAUAUGUGCGGAAAAAGUACAUACAUCAGGAGUAUCGGCACUUGCGUGCUUAUGGCUCAUAUAGGCAGCUUGGUUCCUUGUGAAGAAGCAAUAAUAUCUUUGGUUGAUGGGAUUUUAGUGAGGGUAGGAGCUGAUGAUUGUCAGUUGAAGGGGUUGUCCACGUUCAUGUUGGAAAUGAUAGAAACGUCCACGAUAAUAAAGAGCGCUACUAAGAAUUCUUUAGUCAUCAUUGAUGAGUUAGGAAGAGGAACUUCAACUUACGAUGGAUGUGGCAUAGCAUGGGCUAUUGCUGAACAUUUAGCGACGGAAAUCAAGUGCUUUUCUCUUUUCGCUACCCAUUACCAUGAAAUAAGCCGUCUGGCAGAACUUAAUUCAUGUGUGAGCAAUCUGCAUGUCACAGCCGUCACAACUAGUAAUACAAUAACGCCGCUAUAUCAAAUUCGAGAAGGAGAGUGUGACAAAAGCUAUGGAAUACACUGCGCUCGUAUGGUCGGUUUUCCGGAGGACGUUAUAAAAGACGCCAUAGAAUAUCAAAAGGAACUAGAACACUAUAGCGGCAUGAAGUUCGUGACUAAUUUUGAACAGUCUUUAAAGAGGAAGGUGAUGGGGGAAGGAGAUGCAAUCAUAAAAAAUACUCUAAAAAAAUUAAAAUCUAUGGAUAUUAACAACUUGAGUGACAGUGACUUAUGUGAAGUUCUCGAUGGUAUGAAAAAUGAGUUGGGAUCUACUGAAAAUUUAUUUAUUAAAGGUUUACUUUCUGAUUAAAUAAUUGUAAGGUGUAUCAGAUAUAGUUGUAAUUUAAUUUUUUUUGUUUUCGUUUUUUUUUUAUUUUUUUUUAA
Molecule: messenger RNA, 2801 nt
Organism: Anoplophora glabripennis (Asian longhorned beetle)
Lineage: Eukaryota; Metazoa; Arthropoda; Insecta; Coleoptera; Cerambycidae
Gene: spel1
Product: DNA mismatch repair protein Msh2
Exons: 9
Coding region: 43-2727 (894 amino acids)
Biological process (GO): mitotic recombination; mismatch repair
Cellular component (GO): nucleus; MutSalpha complex
Molecular function (GO): ATP-dependent DNA damage sensor activity; mismatched DNA binding; ATP binding
Source: RefSeq, a predicted model, not a curated record